This is a messenger RNA of Myotis daubentonii (Daubenton's bat), 2421 nucleotides long. It is a transcript of the gene ADHFE1, whose product is annotated as alcohol dehydrogenase iron containing 1. Lineage: Eukaryota; Metazoa; Chordata; Mammalia; Chiroptera; Vespertilionidae. Gene Ontology annotation, cellular component: mitochondrion. Gene Ontology annotation, molecular function: metal ion binding; alcohol dehydrogenase (NAD+) activity. The record is from RefSeq and is a predicted model, not a curated record.
CGCGAUUGCGCAGCCAUGGCCGCCGCCCGCGCUCGGGUAGCGCACCUACUGAAGCAGCUGCAGCGCGCAGCAUGUCAGUGUCCAACUCAUUCUCAUACUUACUCCCAAGCUCCUGGGCUUUCACCUUCUGGAAAAACAACAGAUUAUGCCUUUGAGAUGGCUGUUUCAAAUAUUAGAUAUGGAGCAGGAGUUACAAAGGAAGUGGGAAUGGACCUACAGAACAUGGGUGCUAAAAAUGUUUGUUUGAUGACAGACAAGAACCUCUCCCAGCUCCCUCCUGUACGAAUAGUUAUGGAUUCUCUAGUGAAGAAUGGCAUAAACUUUAAGGUUUAUGAUAAUGUGAGGGUGGAACCAACCGAUAGAAGCUUCAUGGAAGCUAUUGAGUUUGCCAAAAAGGGAGCCUUUGAUGCCUACGUUGCUGUGGGUGGUGGCUCCACCAUGGACACCUGUAAAGCCGCUAAUCUGUAUGCAUCCAGCCCUCACUCUGAUUUCCUAGAUUAUGUCAGCGCCCCCAUUGGGAAGGGAAAGCCUGUGUCUGUGCCUCUUAAGCCUCUGAUUGCAGUCCCAACUACUUCAGGAACUGGGAGUGAAACUACCGGAGUUGCCAUUUUUGACUAUGAGCCUUUGAAAGUAAAAAUUGGCAUUGGUUCCCGAGCCAUCAAACCCACGCUGGGACUGAUUGACCCUCUGCACACCCUGCACAUGCCUGACCGGGUGGUCGCCAACAGUGGCUUCGAUGUGCUUUGCCAUGCCCUGGAGUCCUACACUGCCCUUCCCUACCACAUGCGGAGCCCCUGCCCUUCAAAUCCCAUCUCCCGGCCAGCCUACCAGGGCAGCAACCCGAUCAGUGACAUUUGGGCAGUCCACGCACUGCGGAUCGUCGCUAAGUAUCUGAAGAGGGCUGUCAGAAAUCCCGAUGAUCUUGAAGCAAGGUCCAGUAUGCACUUGGCAAGUGCUUUUGCUGGCAUUGGCUUUGGAAAUGCUGGUGUUCAUCUGUGCCAUGGAAUGUCUUACCCGAUUUCAGGCUUAGUGAAGACAUAUAAAGCAAAGGAGUAUAAUGUGGAUCACCCAUUGGUGCCUCAUGGCCUUUCUGUGGUGCUCACCUCCCCAGCGGUGUUCACUUUCACAGCCCAGAUGUUCCCUGAGCGGCACCUGGAGACGGCAGAAAUACUGGGAGCCGACACCCGCACUGCCAGGAUGGCAGAUGCUGGGCCCGUUUUGGCAGACGCACUCCGGAAACUCCUACUCGAUCUGGAUGUGGAUGAUGGCCUAGCUGCCAUUGGCUACUCCAAGGCUGACAUCCCCGCGUUAGUGAAAGGAACGCUGCCCCAGGAAAGGGUCACCAAACUUGCACCACGCCCUCAGUCAGAAGAGGAUCUGUCUGCCCUAUUUGAAGCUUCAAUGAAACUGUAUUAAUUUUCAUUUUCACUGAAAGAAUUGGCUGUGAUAGUUCUGAAAUCAGAAGUUGAUCUAGUCAGAGCUCCACACAUAACUUACCUGUUACCAGUUUGAAUGUGAUAUAAAUGUAUCCUGCAGAAGAUUCCAUGAUGCUCAAAAGUCAAGCUACUUCCAUUAUACAGGUUAGACAAAUGCCCAAAAGUAUUGGACCCUGGUUUGUGUUCCUUCCCUAUAUUCUGAAGACUGUCCCUGCUUCAUGUAUCAAUUGGGUAAAAGCUCAGUAUCAAAAAUAUCAAUGUCCAUAUCCUAUGUGCAGUAAUCCAUGUCUAGAAAUUUAUACUAUAAAAGCACUAUCAUGAAUGGGUAAAGAAAUAUGGCAAAAAUGUUCCUGGCAGCAUUUUUUUCUAACAAAAAAUUUGAAAGAACGUAAAUAUUCAUUAAUAAUAUAUUGGUAAAUAAAUUACAGUAUAGUAAAUAAUAGAGUGCUAUUGUGUUAUUAAUAAGAAUGAAGUAAAAUGAUUGGAAAUAUGUUCAUGAUAUACUGCUAAGUUGGAAAAAAAUAAGUUGCUGAACAAUUAUAUAUUAGUAUGGUUCGGUUUUUAUGUUUUUAAUUACAUGUAAAUAUGUGUUUAUAUAUACAUAGAAAAGAAGGAUGCACAUCAAAAUAUUAAAAGUUAUCACAGGAGAAAUGGAAUUUGAGGUAUAGAGACUUAAGAGAAAAUACUUUAUAUUUUAGACUUUCACUUUUUAUUUUAUAAAUGUCUAUAUUGUUUGGAUUUGUUACAACGAGCAAAGAAGUAAUUUUAAAGGAGGGGGGAGAAAAGAAAGAAAAAUACAUGUUCCUGUGUUAGGUCAGAUUCAUGUUGUUUUAUAAAAAUACUAGGGGCCCGGUGCACGAAAUUCGUGCACUGGGUGUGUGUGUGGGGGAGUGUCCCUCAGCCCAGCCUGCCCCCUCUCACAUACUGGGAGCCCUCCGGCGUUGACCCCCAUCACCCUCCAAUCGCAGGAUCGGCCCCUUGCCCA